AUGUCUUUUCACAAGACUUUUAGGAUCAAGCAAUUCCUGACCAAGAAACAAAAGCAAAAUCAUCCCAUUGCCCAGUGGAUUUGGAUGAAAACUGGUAAUAAAAUCAGGUACAACUCUAAGAAGAGACACUGGAGAAGAACCAAGCUGGGUCUCUAA
Molecule: messenger RNA, 156 nt
Organism: Cynocephalus volans (Philippine flying lemur)
Lineage: Eukaryota; Metazoa; Chordata; Mammalia; Dermoptera; Cynocephalidae
Product: large ribosomal subunit protein eL39-like
Exons: 1
Coding region: 1-156 (51 amino acids)
Biological process (GO): translation
Cellular component (GO): cytosolic large ribosomal subunit; ribosome
Molecular function (GO): structural constituent of ribosome
Source: RefSeq, a predicted model, not a curated record